Gaeumannomyces tritici R3-111a-1 is the source of this 813-nucleotide messenger RNA. RefSeq lists its product as hypothetical. NCBI's taxonomy places the organism in Eukaryota, Fungi, Ascomycota, Sordariomycetes, Magnaporthales, Magnaporthaceae. The coding region runs from base 1 to 375 and encodes 124 amino acids. The transcript is spliced from 3 exons. The record is from RefSeq and is a predicted model, not a curated record.
AUGGAGGGCAGCCACACAGCAGUCAUGGAGGACCAAGCCCUCCCUCUUGCAGAUCGGCCGGGGCAGGUCUCUCCCGUCCUGUCGUCGCAUGUCACGCAGAUGGUGCCCGGAACGAACGUCCCAAGGCACCAACGCACGCGUAUUGUAUGCACGGUGGCCAAGGUUGCCCUCCUCCUCCUCCCCCUCCUCCUCCCACCGCCUUGUGGGACACGUGCCGAGGCGGGGAUGCCAGUCAUGGACAACGCACGUUCCCCCACGCAAAUCAUCACCGCCUGUGCGCGCCUCGAACUCAAACUCGAGUUCGAACUCUUCGUCUCUCCCCCGCCCAUCGCAUUGCGGACUCGUGAUGACCAAUAUGCGCGCGAUGGCGCAUGAGCCGCGGGGGACCGCUGCGAUCUAAGCGCAGGGAAGUGGGCUUGCCCCCCGUGUUGAAAGCCAAAACAACAACAACACGCGCGCGCAUACAAGUGCACACCGUAUCUUGAUCAGGGCGGGCAAGGCGGGAGUUGGAUUACGAGACAUUUGAUGUGGUCAUGUUAUGCGUUCGCCCGAGGUUUCUCCAGCGCUCCCUGUUUGUUUUGUUUUUCUUUUCCCUUGCGGCAUCGGUGAACGAAAGGAAAGCUGGUCGUGCUCGGAACACAGGGAGAACCUAAACAAACGGCCCAAGCCAGUUCUGCGAACAGGUGGUUUGUUCACUCUCUUCUCCCGCUCCUCCCCCUCAAAGCGGCAUUAUGACCGACGUCUCCUCUCCCUCCAGACGUUUCGGCCAGGCACGUGCCACGUCAGUCGGGGAGAGGCUCUCGCGAGAGUUUU